This is a messenger RNA of Prorocentrum cordatum, 4824 nucleotides long. NCBI's taxonomy places the organism in Eukaryota, Dinophyceae, Prorocentrales, Prorocentraceae. The record is from the annotation of a GenBank genome assembly.
AUGGCGCGCGUCACUCUCGACCUGCCCGAGCCGCAGGUGCUGAUCGACUUCCCUGACGACGCGGCGGGGCUGAGGCUGGACUUGAACGCCCACCGCGUGGUGGCGCUGGGCCGCAACUGCGCCUUUCCCGCCGCCCAGUGGAAUGAGAGCUACGUCUUCGACAACCCGGUGCCUGACGCGGACCUCGCGCGGAUUCGGCAGCAGGCGGCCUCGCUCGGGCAGGUGCUAGGGCAGGCCGCCCCCGCAGCCCCGGCCGCUGGAGGUGACGCCGGGGUGUGGCGAAUCGCCGACCCUUCGGCUCGCAGCUUCGGGGACGAGGUGCCUGUUCAGAUCACCUCGGACCCCGCGGCCUUCAUCACGCCCGGCGCCCCUGGCGACGAGGACUACCUUGCUGGCCUGGUGCUGAUCGACAACUGCUGGACCUUCUGCCAGCUCGUGCCAGACGCCGACCGGGAGGCCUGGGAGCGCGCGCUCAUCUCGGGCCACAAGCGGGGCUCACGCAUCACUGGUGACGUCAGGGAUCCCGUCAGCGGCCAGCGCUUCGUCUCGUUCGUCGAGUCCCUGGGCUUACAGCAUGCCGCCGCCGAGCCUCCCUUCCCCCUGGGAGGACAGAGGGUCACCCACGAGUACAUGCGCACGCUACGGGCUACCGGCAUGGAGUGGGUCACCCAUCACUUGGACUUCGUCCACAAGUCGGGGGUCUCCCCGAACAGCAACAUCACGCGCUGUCACCGUCGGCUCACCGACGCCCUGCACGCCUUCCAGCAGCAGGACAUGCUGAACUUGCCCAGCCUCGUGGGGGUCGAGGUCCUUGUGCGCUACCUGGUCCAGAUCGAAAUGGCCGUCGCCCGCAAUCCUCGGAGCCCAGACUUCCAGGACCUCGACGCGGUGGUCGCCUCGACCGUCAACGAGUUUGGCGGCCUGGUCCUUCCCGAGCACUCGAAGUACAUCGCGCAGAUCCAGAAGGACGAGGCCUUCACGCUGAAGCAGCAGCGGCAGUGGCGCGAGGAGCAGGCGAUCAUGGCGUUGAACGACCUGGACGCACCGCUGGCGGCUGCGCGGCGUCUCGCUUCGGUCCUUCCUGCGAACGCCGCCCAAGCAUCAAUCUUGCAGCGCAUUCAUCAGCGAGUGGGCGCCUUCGGCGACCCCCUCGGCCUGGACGGUGAUGAGGCGCUCCUUUCCAUUUUGAAGUCCAAGGACAUAUACAGCGGCAGGCCGACGCCAGUUCGGCCCUAUGAGCCGCACCUCCUGCAGUUUCUCGACGGCGGGAUCCGCCCGCUGCCCAUCCGCUCGCUGGCCCCCGUCUCCAUGCUCCCGCUCAUCAACGAGCCCGAGAAGUAUAUCCUCCGCUCUCAGUCGGUGCUGGACGGCAUGGUCGAGUCUGGCGAGCUGCCGCCUGUCUACCCCUUCUGGGACGUCAACCUGCGACGGGACCCUGCCUUGCGCCUCGACCUGUUCAAGAAGCUCAUGCGCAUCGGCCUCGUGGGAGUGCGUGCGCGGCGCCGCGCCCGCGCCAGCAUCUUCUUCGUUGGCAAGAAGGACGGCUCGCUGCGCAUGGUCAUCGACGGGCGCGAGCCCUCGAGCAUGCACCGUCGCCCUCCGCGGACCGAGCUGGGCUCCGCUGCCGCCCUCAGUGGCCUCUGCCUCGACUCGGACCUGCUCGACGCCAGGGGCGACGGCUACCACGGGGCCAGCGCCGACCUCCGGCAGGGCUUCUACCAGAUGCAGUGGCUCGAGAUCGGCAGCUGGUUCUGCUUUGACUUCCCGAUGGCCAUCCGCAACUUUGACACCGACUGCGUCUACGACGAGGUGGCCCAGACUUUCGUGCAGGUUGAGCCUGAUACAAUCGUCUACCCGUGCUUCCAGGGACUUGCCAUGGGCUGGAGCUGGUCGCUCCACAUCUGCAACGGCAUCACCGAGGACGUCACCCGCAUCGGCAUCAGCCAGGCCCUGGGCAUCUCGCCCGAGUGUGUCAGGAUCGUCCCGGAGCGUGCUCCCAGCGCGCGGCUCGCCCCUGGCCAACUGGCUGGCUCCUCGUACGUCGACAACUCCAACGUCGUGGGCUCGCCUCGUAGCCUGGUCAAUGCUGCGCUCGAGGGUAUCCUCCGCGAGUUCGAGAGGCGGGGGCUUUCCUACCACGAGGUCUGCUACGCCACGCAGGACUUAUUGUGCUGCGGUGCGCGGUUCGACUUCACGGCUGGUCGGGCAGUCCCGCAGCGCGAGCGCGGCUGGCGCCUCCACCGCGCGGUGACGGCCCUGCUGGAUCGAGGGGGCUGCACGCCGAGCGCCAUGGAGGUUCGGCUGGGCCACGUUGCGCACCACUUCAUGCUCCUGAGGCCCGCCCUGUCGGUCCUGAGCUCGUGGUGCCGCAUCGUCAACUCCUCCCACGAUUACUGCAGGUUCGACGUCGAGCAGCUGCGCAAGCUCAACCUCGUGAAGGCUUUGAUCCCGCUAGCUGGCGUCGAUCUCGGGGCGCCGUGGCACCCCUGGGCCUGCUGCUCGGACGCCAGCCUUUGGGGCUACGCGGUGGCCACGUCCCGAGUCGACCCGGGCGAGCUGAUGGACAUCGGCGCGUAUCGCGAGCGCUGGCGUUUCUUGGCCGUCGACCGCUACGCUGACAACCCUGGAGACCCCCCUGGUUUCGAGGUCGCCAUCCAUGCUGACUUCGCCGCGGGCGGGGACGACGACGGCCUCUUCGCUGGCCUGGGGCCGCCGCCGCCGGGGCGAGGGGCCCCGCGGCGGCACCGCCCGGCGAGGGUCGAGGUCGAGGCCGCGGCCAGCCCCGCCGGCCGCGGCGCCAUCCCGGCGCUGCCGGACUCGGCGCUCGCGGCGCACCGGCGGGCCACUCGGUCGGUGGCUGCUCACGGAUGCCGCGUCCUCUCCAUUGGGGACAAUCUCUCAUCCAUGAUGGCGUUCGAGAAAGGCAGGUGUGCCAACCCAGUCCUACGCCAGCUGGCCUGCCAGUCGGCAGCUCGGCAGAUCGCCACGGGCAUCCAGCACUACCACCGCUACUCCGAGAGCAAGCGGAGCCCCACCGACUACGACCCCAGAGCUGCGGACAGGUUCGAGCUGGCGCCCGGCCAGACGCAGCGGGGUGCCGCCCGCGACCUGCGCUCGGGGCCAGCCGGGCCGCCCGGGCAAGACGGCGGGGCCGCCGGCGGCCCGGCGCACUUGGACGCGCCGGCUGGGGCCGGGCCACAUCGCCUGCGGGCUCCGCCGCGCAGCCGGCGGCGCCCCCGGCACGCCCUCGAGCUCUACGCUGGCUGCGCGCGCCUCACCGCGGCUUGCCUGGACGAGGGCCUCCGUUGCUGGGUGCCCGUCGACAUCUCCAGAGGCGCGUGGCACGACCUGACUAACAAGAACGCGAUCCGCGUCAUCGUGCGGCGAGAGGUGUGGCAUGUCCACCUCGGCACCCCGUGCGCGCCUUUCAGCCAGGCCACGCCCGCGCACAGCCGGGCCAAGCAUUUUGCCUCUGGUGCUGGCUCUGUCUCGUUCACAGUCGACUUGCUGCGUCUAUGUGUGCGAUUUGGCGUAAAUUGGUCCCUCGAGAAUCCUUCAUCGUCACGUCUUUGGCAAUGUUCAGAGGUCACAGCUUUCUUGGAACGUCAUUGUCAUUACUUCGUCAACGUGCAUUACUGCCAAUACAAUUGCCGUUGCCUGAAGCCCACUACCCUGGUCACCAACCUGAAGCCCCUCCAGGAGUGGCAGCCGGGCCAGCUCGACUGGGGCAGCAGCAUCGCGCAGGCCCAGGCCGCCGAGCGCGACCGGCGCCGCCGAUUCGGCCAGGAGGGCUUCAGAACUUCAGCGGCGGCGCCGAGCAGCUCGCGGCCACGGCGCCCCCGCUCCGCCAUCGGGCUGCAGGGGGCCGCUCACAACGAGGUGGCCCGCAGCGACUUCCUGGCGCGCCGCCGUGUCAAGCCGCUGACGCAGCAGCACUACGGCCGCGCGGCCGCGGAGGUGAAGCGCUUCGCGGAGAGGCACCACUACCCGCAGCGCGCGCCUGCGCAGAGGGGCCAGCUCAUGGUGGACCACCUGCAGGGCAUCUUCCUGGCCGGGGACGGCAUCUUCGCAGCUCGCACCGCGCUCUACGGCUACGCGUUCGAGGAGAAGAUCAACCUCAGGGACGCCUCCGAGUUCCCCCAGGCCCGCCUGACGCUCAAGGGCUUCUCGAGGGCGGCGCCUGGGGAGCAGCGGGACCCUUGCCCAUGGGAGGCGACGCUGCUGGUCAUCGAUCAGUGCCUCAGCUCCCCAUGCCCGCGCCAGCGGCUCGUGGGGGAUGCCGUGGCAGUGGCCUUCGACGGCAACCUUCGGCUCUCGGAGCUGCUCAGUGUGAAGGCCUGCAACGUCGCCUGCCUCCAGCACUCAGCGACCUCGGCCUACCCCCAGGUCUCGAUCUCCCUGAUGCCUGCGGCUCCGCCCGACUGCCCGCCGUCCGCGACGACGAAGUCCGGCGAGCUCGUCCGUGACCUCAAGCGGGCCACUCCAGCCACCAGGCCGCUCUUCCCAUUCACGGCCCGUGAGUUCGAGGCCGCCUUUCGGCAGGCGGCUGACGCGGCUGGCCUGCAGAGGCUGCGCCUGUGCCCCCACGCCCUGCGGCGCGGCGGUGCAACUGUCGACUUCGCUCUGAAGUACCGCUCCCUCGCAGAGGUGCAGCGCCACGGCCGCUGGAAGUGCGCUGCGAGCGUGAGACGGUACGAGGAGGCCGGCCGCUUGACUCGCCAGCUCGCCAAGAUGUCCCGUGCUCAACUGUCGGCCGCCAGUCUCGUGAGUAAACGCUUAGCUGCCAAAGCAUCUUUCGACUUUGGCCGCACUGUGUCAAGGUGA